Messenger RNA from Stomoxys calcitrans (stable fly), 1864 nucleotides. It is a transcript of the gene ifc, whose product is annotated as sphingolipid delta(4)-desaturase DES1. Gene Ontology annotation, biological process: ceramide biosynthetic process. The transcript is spliced from 3 exons. The record is from RefSeq and is a predicted model, not a curated record. Gene Ontology annotation, cellular component: membrane. The coding region runs from base 128 to 1093 and encodes 321 amino acids. Lineage: Eukaryota; Metazoa; Arthropoda; Insecta; Diptera; Muscidae. Gene Ontology annotation, molecular function: sphingolipid delta-4 desaturase activity.
UAUUAACGUCGGGUCGUCGAGUAUCAAGCAGGCCACCGGAGGGGUUAACGUAAUUUUUUUUAUUUAUUGCCUUUUUUUCAAGUGGUCGUCGUAGAAUUUAGUACUGACUAAUUAAGACUGCUAAGAAAUGGGACAGGAAGUUUCACGCACCGAUUUCGAGUGGGUGUAUACGGAAGAACCACAUGCAUCACGCCGCAAGAUUAUCCUUGAAAAAUACCCGCAGAUAAAAAAACUUUAUGGCUGUGAUCCGAAGUUUAAAUGGGUAGCUGGCAGCAUGGUAAUGAUCCAAAUUCUAUCACUGUUCAUUGUCAAAGACUUUUCUUGGCCUCUUUUGAUAUUGACGGCAUACAUAUUCGGCGGAGUAAUUAAUCAUUCACUUAUGUUGGCCGUUCACGAAAUCUCCCACAAUUUGGCAUUUGGAUUUAGCCGGCCCAUGUACAAUAGGAUAUUGGGUUUCAUAUGUAAUUUACCCAUUGGUUUGCCUAUGUCAAUAUCUUUUCGGAAAUAUCAUUUGGAACAUCACAGAUACCAAGGAAAUGAAGUAGUUGAUACUGAUAUUCCCACAUUGGUGGAGGCCAAAUUAUUUAACACCACUUUUGGAAAAUUUAUUUGGGUAUGCUUGCAGCCAUUUUUCUAUAUCUUCCGCCCACUUAUCAUCAAUCCCAAGCCUCCAACACGUUUAGAGGUGGUCAACACAGUGAUACAGCUGACAUUUAAUUUCUUGGUGGUCUACUUCUUUGGCUGGAAGGCUAUGGCCUAUUUGGUGUUGGGCUCCAUACUGGCCAUGGGCUUACAUCCAGUGGCGGGACAUUUUAUAUCCGAGCACUAUAUGUUUGCCAAAGGAUUUGAGACAUAUUCGUAUUAUGGUCCCCUAAAUUGGAUCACAUUUAAUGUGGGCUACCACAAUGAACAUCACGAUUUCCCUGCUGUCCCUGGAUCACGCUUGCCAGAAGUUAAGAAAAUCGCCCCCGAAUUUUAUGAUACAAUGCCUCAGCACACCAGUUGGGUGCGCGUUUUAUACGAUUUUAUUAUGGAUCCUGCUGUGGGACCCUAUGCCAGGGUGAAAAGGCAUCAAACAGGGCUUAAGACAUAAGAUGCACCAGUUAUUGUUUUUCGUUUACUAGUUUCUUCUAUGUCACUAAAGAGCAAAGAAAAAAAAAGGAAUAAUCUCAAACUAUUGCACUAUCUAAAAUAUUAUAAAAAUAAUAAUAAUAAUAAUAAUUUCAUAUUUUGAUAAUAACAUGUUCCUACAAUUUAUUUGUAAUGUACUAAGGUUUAUAUGUAAAAGAAAACAAAACAACAAAAAAACCAAAAACAUGCAAAUCAUUGCAUUGAAUGUCAUUUAGAUGUUCAAUCGUACUGUGGCUUAUUUAGUUGCGUGUCAAUAGAACUCGGCACACUAACCGAAAUGGCUAUAGUUAAACUACUUGACUUUAAAACACAAUGUACCUCAAAGCUAAACAUGUUGUUUACUGUACUAUUUAUAUGUAUAGAUGUAUAUAAUGAUAUAAUGAAAAACAAAUUAACAAACAAAACAAAAAGAAAAAUCAAAAACAUUAAAACAAGCCUGGUAUUUUUGUCGAUAUUUCAUGUGAACUGCUGUCAACUCCCCCCUCCCAGUCCUUUGAGGGCUUUUAAAUGUAUUACAUAUUAAAAAUAAAUCAAAUGUUGUAAAAGAAAAAAAAACCUCUUAAUAUUUGAAGUCAAUUUCGUUUUGAAAAUCACAAUGAAAAUAAAAACAAAACAAAAAACAUUUAGCACAUGCGACACUUGCCGCACGUAGUUGGGUUUUGUGUGUGCUAAUUGAAAAGAUAGCAAGGAGGGCAUAACGAACACUUCGUUUCGUUAUUCAGUGCUAACUAUA